This is a messenger RNA of Prorocentrum cordatum, 5472 nucleotides long. The record is from the annotation of a GenBank genome assembly. Lineage: Eukaryota; Dinophyceae; Prorocentrales; Prorocentraceae.
AUGGCUGCGCCCCCUGGCCACCUCGCGUUGGUGGCCGUGGGGCUGGCCAACCUGAUCGCUCUGCUCUCAGGAGGCCUGCAUCCGCCAUUCGAGCCGGGGCUUCCUCCCUGCGCUCUGCAUGCCGUGUGCCCGCCAGCGUGGCUGCCGCCCGACCCUGAGAGCUGCCCACCGUGCCCUGAGCUGGAGGCGGCGCCGUGUCCUGUGGUGCAGCCAGUGUGUCCUGUGGUGGAGAGCUCGAAGCCUGAGCCCGAGGUGGACCCCUGGGGCUGGGUGGCAGCGGCUGCUCCUGGUAACUACGCCGGCUGGUGCAUCACUGCCAGCGCCGCAGCCGUACGGAAGAAGAUGAUCGCUCGACGUCACCUGCCCCCGCUCGCCGUGGCGGAGGAGUGGUGCGCUGAGCUGCCCGUCGGAUCGCUGAUCCGCGUCUCGUACGAUGGGGAGGCCACGGACCACACCAGGAUCGUGCUCUGGCCAUGCCGUCGCCGAGACGCACGGGGGCGGCUGCGUGGGAAGACGACGUACUGGGUGCUGUCCGCCGACGGCGAUGUGUGGGAGGAGGACCUCAGCGGGAAGAAUCCCGCGACGGGGCCUUCGGGAGGAUCCGUCUUGGACCAGACGACGGGGGACCCUCCAGACGGUCGCCGCUUGUACAGGUUCCGCCUGCUCCCAAGCCUGGACGAGAUCCUGGAGCGCGCGGCGGAGUGCCGCGAGACUAUGCUUGGCCGUGGCCAGCGUGAGUUCGAGGGCGCGGAACGUGUGAUGCUUCCCGACGGUGUUGAGCGAGCUGGCCGAGAGUAUUUCCCAUGGUUGAUAGGAGAGCGGCCAUGGGUGCUGGCUGAGCCGCUGACGGGGAUGCCCGUCGGCACGGUGGUGGACCCCUUGCCCGAGGGCGUUGUGCGUGCUGGCAGCCAGGCGUUGGCCCACCUCUCAGGAGGCGGCCGCUGGGCUCGGCUGGAGCAGGUGGACGCGAACGGCAUCGUUGAGUGGGCUGCUGGUCGUCUGGAGGAGCUGCGAGGGCUGCUGGGUGCCGCCCCCUUGCCGGCGCCCGCAGUGUCCGUGGUGGGCGGCGCCGAGACCCCUCCGCCCUGGGGACCAACGGACCGCCCUGGCCCCGACCCCCUAGCUGCCAAGCUGGGUCUCGCUGAUGAGUCUGACGCUCGGCAGGAGGUCGCGCCCGAGGAGCCCAACAACGACGUGAGAACGCUCUGGGUCGACUGGGACGAGCAGGGCGAGCGCCGGAAGGACUUCCGCCGCGCGGUGGCCGAGAGCUCGGAAGUUGAGUGGGAUCACCAUCGCCUGCCUUCGGAUCGGACGUGCCUCCACGCGUGCAAGACCAUGAUGAACUUGAACGGGUCGCCCCGAGCCUUGCUGGAACGUUUCCUGAGGGAGAAGGGGAUAUCGCCCACGGACAGGGUGCCCCACGAGCUCAGGGUGCUCUGUGACAUCCUGGAGGAGGCGGGAGAGUUCGACCAGCUCAACCUAGGUGGAUUGGCGUGCUUGGAGGUCGCGGCCCUUCGACUGAAUCUAUUGGUCGAUGCCCGCAAGACCAGCGGCACGGCGUCCUACUCGAAUGCGAAGUACCUCUCGCCUCUGACGGAGGUGGAUCAGCUCGCGGCUCCAGGUUUGCGCUCGCACGUGCCGAGGCGCGCCAAGGAGGAGUGCGAGCAAUUGCAGGGUGACGAGAAGGCCGAGGCGGUCGCUGCGAGCGCCUCAUCGUCUCGAGCUCCACCGCGCGAGACGCGUGGGCGGCAGCCGCGCCCGGAUUGCUGGUGCCGGGCGGAGGUGCAUGAAUUGGCGAGUGGCGCGAUCGACUCUCUCAAUUGGCUUGCUGGCUGGGGGCCCUCCGACGCUGGUCCGCCGCGCCCCUUGGACUCCAUCUGGGGCAAGCGUGCUGGGAUCGUGCAGUGGGUGGCAAGCGAAGCUCUUCGGCGUCGGGCCGCAGCUCCCAGCCCCUGUCCGUCCCGCGAGGCGGCGCUCAGUGCGCUGCUCAAGGGGUGCUCGAUCUACGACGCAUCGGGCUCCCCGAGGAACCUGGCCUCCUUCGUCCGCGACCGCGUGUCUUUGCCCCCGUCGAUUGUCGGCUGCCGCCAGGUGGAAGACAGCGUGGGCGAGGCUGGUCGCACUUAUCUGGAGGAGAAUCACAAGCGAAUGAGGCGGCCGAUCCACGAGAUCGAUUUUGACAGCUUGCCGACUCCGUAUUUCGACCCGCUGCUGAAGCGGAACAAGAAGAAGUACCGCAGUUUUUUGAAGGAUCUCACGUCGCGAGGUCUGUUCCUGGCAACUUUGAAGCCGUCUGAGCAGGCCGGCUUCUUUUUCGUGAAAAAGUCUGACGGGCACAAGAUGCGGAUGAUAGUGGGCGCCCGACGUGCCAGCGCCUGGUUCAACGUGCCGCCCAGCGUGCAGCUCCUCUCCUGCGAGGGCUUCGGGCGCGUGGAGGUGAGGCUCCCCGAGGGCGUGACCAUCGGCUCCGCCCGCGCGGAGGAGCUGCUGGGCAAGUUCAGGCUCUUUCUGGGGAUGACGGACGUUAAGGGCUGCUUCUACCGCAUGCGGAUCCCCCUGAGCUUAGCAAAGUUCUUUUCGCUGCCGGCCGCACCCGCCCACGUCCUGGGGCUCGCGGGAGGGGCUUACGUGUAUGUCGACAACCUAGGCGUCAUCACCCUGUCAGAGACCAUCGCGCAGGAGGCCCGUGCGAGGCUCUGGGGACCAAGCACCAAGCUGGACCUCGAGCUGAUGAGAUCGUGCGUGGGCGACGGCCGCUUCUGGAAGGUGUACGUGGGGCUGGGGGUCCUGCUGGCGCGCGGCUGCGCGACGGGGCGGGCCCUGGAGAUGUUGCUCGGCCGCUGCGCCUUCUGUGGGCUAGCUUUGCGGGGCUCGUUGAGUUGCUGGCGCGCCUCCUACCGCUUCAUCCAGCGGCGCUACCUCGAGCCCGCUCGCCUGUGGCCCGAGGUCGUGAAGGAGGUGAAGAUGUUCCGCGGCCUGCUCGUGCUGAUGGUGCAGGACUGGUGGCGCCCUUGGAACCACUGCGUGCUCCAGACCGACGCCAGCGAGAUCGGCUGGGGCAUGGCGCAGUCCUUCUGGCCGCUCCGCGUGGUGGAGGAGGUCGGGGGGCUGCCCGAGCGGGCCCGUUCUCGCUCAGAGCAGGCAAGAGCUCUGAGCAUGGGUCCGAAGCGGCUGCGAGGGCUCAGCGCGCUUGUCGCCCGGGAGCCGGCGCUGCCCACAGGGGCGCCAACGGUCAGGACCUCGCUGGAGACGGAUGGGGGGGCCGCCGAGGGCGACGGCAGCUCCAGCGGCUCGGACUCGGUAAUCGAGCACCUGGGGCGCGGCCGCGUACGGGUGCGGCAGCUGCGCGCUCGGAGGGCGCAGAUGCGAGCGAAGCUGUGCGCCGAUGCGAUCCUUGCUGCUCAGGAAGCCGGGGUGGGCCUCCUGGAGACCGUGGUCGUGACGCAGCCGACGCAAGCCGACGCGGAGAUCGACGAGCUGUUCUGCAACUACUUGACCGAGAAUUACUUGCAGGGCGAGCAGAGCAGCGAUGGGGAUCAGACCAUGGCGGCCCUGGUCAGCGCGAACCCCGACUUCGGUGUUCAAACGGCGGAGCUCAGCAGCUUCGAAGGAGCCGCCGUGGAUCUCGACUGCUCCGAGGCUUUGGCCUUGCUGAGAGAAGCGGCGGGGGAUCUCGGAGUCGCUCCCGUCACCCUGUAUCAGAUGAGGCACUCGGGGGCCAGCAUCGACCUGGCCAAGGGAUGGCGCAAUCUCACUUCGGCUCAGAGGCGAGGCGAGUGGACCCAGGCCAAGUCCAUGCACCGCUACGAGCGCAGCAGCAGGCUGGGGAGCAGCAACUCGAAGUUGGCCCCAUCCCUGCGUGCAGUGUGCGAGCAGGCAGAGAGGCAGUUUACCCAGAUCCUGACGGGGCAGCCCUUCAGCAUUCCUGUCAUGCUCGAGCGUCCGCUGGCCAGCCGACUCUGGCAUGCUGCAGAAAUGUGCGAGCUCUCCCAUUGUAAGCAUGUCUUUUUAGUCGAGCUCGACCAGUGCCAGUACGGCGUGGGUCGCGAGGCCCUGCGACAGAUGGUGCUGGAGGGCCGCGACUUGGCGCGCGAGGAGUGCCGUCGCCGCCGCCUCCCCCCUGAGCUGGGCGCGCACCUCGGCGAGGAUCCGACGACGAUGGUGGACUGGCACGGUGACGAGUGCGGGCUGGGCGCAGACGUGCUGGAGGCGGCCCGCCGACGGCUGCGAGGGAAGCGCCCGCAGAGGAACGGCGCCCGCGUGCUGGAGGUGGCAGGCGACGAGGAGUCGACUCGCCCCGUCCUGGUCGACGGCCCGCUCGAGGACGCCGGGAGCGUGCUGCUGGUGGCGGAGCUCCACGCUGGUGGAGGUCUGGGCCUGGGCGACGAGCUGUCCCCGAGCGAGGCCGACGUCGCGGUGGGCCCGGCGGUGAUCGGCCGCCGUGCCGAUGGUCGCCCAGUGCUGUGCGAGCGGGUGGCGAUCUCGGGCAGCGGGUCGUGGCGGGCCCAGGCGUUCGAGAACGCUCGGCGCGUCGCCGCGUCUGCGCUGGGGCCAGCCGAGCCUCCGUCCGCGGCCGACGGCCGUCCUAUCGACCUCCGCGGCUCCCUGCGGGCCCCCUCUGGCGAGGCUGGGGGCGCCAGCACGCCGCGCGAGGGGAGGCAGGUCGAGCAGCAGGCGGAGGACGUGAGGACCCUGGCCGUGGAGCGGAACGAGCAAGGCGUCCGCCUCAAGGAGUGGCGUCGAGCCGUUGGCGAGAGCAGUGAGGAAACGCUGGACAGUUGCGAGCUGCGCGGGGGGCCCGCGGGGCUCGAGGUGCCCCGCGUCCUGGUGCUGUCGGCCAAGCCCUCUGCGGGGCUGGCUGCCCACUCUGGGCCCCUCCAGCUGGCCUCCCGCGGGAGCUCGAGGUACUCUGGCAUCCCGGCGGUCGAACAGGCGGCCGAGACGCGGGGCCGCGGCGAGGUGCCCUCCCCGCCGCUGAGCCUGUACCCUGGCGACCCCGGGUGCCCGCCGCAGGGCUUCGAGCUGCUGCAGCUGCGCCGGUGCGCCGGGAGCGAGCCGGGGCCUGGCUGGCGCCUCGAGGUGGACCGGCCCCAGCUGAGGCUGCACCACCGCGCGGAGGAGCUCGGCGACGGCCGCCGCGUCCACCACUUGCGCGCUUCCGUGGAGCUCUCGGCUGGCUUCAGCGCCGCGUGCGCGUUGGUGGCCGAUUUGGACGAACGGCGGCGCUGGGACCGGUCGAUAGGACGCAAGCCGAGCUUCGUGCAGUCCAAGCAGGGCCCCUGGCUGGUGCGCCGCUCCGGGGGCCCGCUCGGCAUCGGCUGCCGCGACCACUGGUUCGGGGUGCAGCUGUACGACUUCGACGGCCACGAGGUGAGCACGCGCGAGGAGGCCUUCGGCCAGGCGGUUCUGCUGCGCGCCGCGAGCCCCGGCGGGUGUGCGGGAGCGGAGGGCGCGGUGCUGUCCGCCGCCGAG